Molecule: messenger RNA, 657 nt
Organism: Aspergillus melleus
Lineage: Eukaryota; Fungi; Ascomycota; Eurotiomycetes; Eurotiales; Aspergillaceae
Exons: 1
Coding region: 1-657 (218 amino acids)
Source: RefSeq, a predicted model, not a curated record
AUGAAGUACACCAAGCCUUCAUCGGGCGGAAUAUACCCCUUCCAGCCCUGGAGCCAGAACAGUUCCAGCAUCCGAUCGUCUCCCAGCGAGGCAUCGCCCACUACGCAACACAUCGCCUUCAGCUUCGGCAGUGCUUAUGAAUGCUCUCCUAUCUCGAUGCCUCCUCCGCCACCCCCUUCUCCCAGCGACAACACCCUGACUGAUAUCACGCCUCGCAAAUGCUCUUUCUCCAGCGGAUACGGCAUGAGCAACAACACCUGUGCCUUUCCCUCCUGGCCCAACCGACCAUCUCUGAUCAGUGCCGACUCGGAGGGCUCGUCUGCCAGUGCCUACAUCUCCGACGAGGACCUUUACUUCGAAUCCAUGGGCCCCGUCGAGUCGGCGAUUGACGAGGAGUCCGCCGCCCACGACCCCGCCAUGGGAGACCCCGACAUGACGACCGAGCAGCAGAUCCAGGUGAUGCGCGCUGCAGCCGAAGAAGAAGCUCACCGUGCUCGAUUCCUGGCCCAGGUUCAAGCCCAUGCACGAGCUCAGCAGGCCCUACGAGUGGCACAGCUCGCGGCGGUGGAGCGCGAAAACGCGAAACGGAAGAAACGCAAGGCCAUUCCUGACCGCAAGCGACGCGCCACUUCCUCGUCCAAGAACUCUCGCAGCUAA